Molecule: messenger RNA, 1143 nt
Organism: Helianthus annuus (common sunflower)
Lineage: Eukaryota; Viridiplantae; Streptophyta; Magnoliopsida; Asterales; Asteraceae
Product: F-box/kelch-repeat protein At3g23880
Exons: 1
Coding region: 1-1143 (380 amino acids)
Molecular function (GO): protein binding
Source: RefSeq, a predicted model, not a curated record
AUGUCAGACCACAUACCUUUGGAAAUUCAACUCGAAAUCAUUAAAAAGCUUCCUAUAAAGUCACUGAUACAGUUCAGAUCCGUUUCCAAACCAUGGAAGUCUACGAUCGAUUCGUCUGAUUUCAUUGCGGAUUACACAUGCUCGAGUGCUCGACUGCAACAUCUGCUGCUUAUAAGUUACCAAAAUCCGUCAUCUGAGAAAAUAUAUGUUUCCGUUGUCGAUGAUGACAUGUUCCCCCAAAACAUGGUUUCCCCUACUCAUGUUCCUGCGUCGGUUAACCUACUUAGGGAUUCCAUUGUAGUUGGUACCUCUCAUGGAUUGGUUUGCCUGUUUGGUUAUUAUCGAAAUCCAGGUGAUUUUAAAUGUGGAACCGGUACGGCCAUGUCCGUUCUUUGGAAUCCGUUGAUCAGAAAAUCAGUUGCUAUUCACGUGCCUGAUGUAGAUUGGCCUGGGGAACCUGCUUUUGGUUUCGGAGUAUGUCCUGCAACUAGUGACCCUAAGAUUGUAAAGAUUAACGAGAUGCGUACGCAUAAGAAGAUGAAAGGUGAAACUUGCAGCAGCCGUUGGCAGGUUGAGGUUUUCAGUUUAAGUUCGGGGAUUUGGAGAAGUUCAUUAGGUAGUUUUCCUUGUAACUUGGUUGAGUUUGAUUGGCCUCACUCUCAGGUUUCCUUAGAUAGGUUUAUUUACUGGUUUGGUGCCGGUGGUACUGAAUUUCGUCUUAUUGUUUCAUUUGAUUUGUCAAGUGAAGAAUUUGGAGAAAUAUACCUUCCGGUUGAGUUGGCAUUGCAUAAUCCAAUGCAGUUGUUUUUGUGUAAGCGAAGUGAUUCCCUAGCGGUUCUUAAAAAGAAUAUAAAAAGAGAGCAAUAUGAAGUGUGGAUACCCGAGAAUGGUGUUUCAAAAUGGUUUAUGAAGCUUUUCACUGUUAACAUGCCAAAUGAAUUCGUACACACGACAAGUUUGCCACUGGAGUUUAGGAGGAAUGGUGAACUUAUGAUGGCAAUAUCAGAUGACACUGAUGAUUCUGAAGAUCUUGUAGUUUAUGAACCCUUGUCAGAACACAUCAAUGAUCUUGGGAUUAAAGGACGAUGCGAUUCAUUAGUUGUAAGCUCGUACACAGAAUCUAUAAUUCUGCUUGAUCAGUAA